AUGGUUAGCGCGGUACAGUACCCUGCCUACGGAGACGUACGCCGAAAGAGUGGUACGGUUACGCCGAAAGCGUCAAGCCGAGUAUCAGCGCCAGCGUCGAGCUGCAUUGUGUUGCAGCAAGGGGAGGAGGGAGGUGCAAUGGACACAUGUGAAUGUAAACAAGACAGCUUGAGGAUCAUCAAUCCACCCUACCAUCGUGCAAUCAACCUCUUCGUUUUCACCGCAAUGGCUGAUCUGGAGCGUCGGGAUGCUAUCCCAAUACUGUACACGCGCGGCACCCACUACACAGUUGGGUUCGAUGUGGGCCGUACUUUUGCAUCCAUCAUACACAGCUUUCUGGAGAAGUCGAACACACUGAACGAUACGUACAUACCGCUAUUCAACACCGAAAAGGGUCGUAAAAUCUACGUUGACACGUACGAAAACGUUAACCGAUCGUUCCCGCAGUACAUCCGAGAGCUGCAGGGCAUUGCGGAUGGUGCGAAGGUGGACUUUUAUAAGCUGUUUCUGCUGCAUAUAGACGACGUCAUCUGCGGUGCGCAGGAUGGGAACAAUCAACCGAUCGGCUGCUCCACCAUCUGUGUCAACGAACCGGACUGUGUGGUGCUGGGACACACGGAAGAUGCACUGUCCGAGGUGCUGAAUCACUUCUACUUCGUAUCGGCACACAUCAUUUCGGAAACGCCGGAAGGCAAGCACAAGGUGGUGGAGGAACGGUUUACAUCACUGUGCUAUGCCGGCCAUCUGCCCGGUUACACGAUGAACGCCAAUCAUCAUGGGUUGGUCUUUUCGAUCAACACACUCAGCGCAAAGACGCUCGUUGGUGGCAAAACGCCACGUCACUUUAUCACGCGUGCCCUGCUAGCGGCGGAGAACUUCGUACAGGCACAGGAAAUAUUGCGCGAUCAUGGCGUUGGUGCGGCGGACGGUUGCUCCAUUAACAUGACGUUCCUUAGACAGGAGGGCGAUCGAUUGUUUCACAACGCAGAAAUGGGACCGGCCACGAAUGGGAACGAGUCGCAGCUUAACAUACUGACCGCCAGCCCUGGGGAGCACAUCGUCCACGUGAACAGCUACCAGCGGCUCCCGGUGCCGGAAGUAUCCGGGCUGAUCAUCGAGUCCAGCAUCGAGCGGAUGAACACGUUCGCCAAGUAUCCGCCACCCAAAACGCUGGACGAUGUGGUGCGGAUGCUGAGCGACAUGACCGCCAAGGAGCAUAAGGUGUUCCGGGACCAUGGCAAGAACCAGAAGGUGAAAACGAUCUGCGUCGGCAUUAUCGAUUGCAUUAAGCGCACCUGGACGCUGUACGCGGAGAAUCCGGCCUAUGUGCCGCCGCUCGUUGUCUUACCGUUGGUGCUGAAGGAUUGA
This is a messenger RNA of Anopheles maculipalpis, 1368 nucleotides long. RefSeq lists its product as uncharacterized. The transcript has 8 exons. The coding region runs from base 1 to 1368 and encodes 455 amino acids. NCBI's taxonomy places the organism in Eukaryota, Metazoa, Arthropoda, Insecta, Diptera, Culicidae. The record is from RefSeq and is a predicted model, not a curated record.